AUGUUCUCAGGAUUGGGCAAUUCGGUGGGCAUUUUGACUGGGGACAUUCCCUAUGCUGGUGGUUUGAUUCAUACCACCGACGGUCUUUUCACUGUGCCUAUCAGCUUAUCCUCGACCUCUCAAUACAUUGGCCAGACGACAUUCACCUCCCUGACCAACGCAACAAACCAGACUUCGAUCUUGGAUUCAAUGCCGCUCGUUACAGUCUUUAUUCCAAGCAACGAAGCUUUCGCUGCAGUGAACGUAUCACCCACAUCGCCCAAUAUUGCUUCGGUCUUAUCGGGACACGUUUUGCAGAAUUUUGCAGGCUACCUUCCGGCACUGAGUAACGGCACCAGCUACAUCACGCAGGCUGGCACAACCGUCACAGUAGCCAUCUGA
Cladophialophora immunda is the source of this 381-nucleotide messenger RNA. RefSeq lists its product as uncharacterized. NCBI's taxonomy places the organism in Eukaryota, Fungi, Ascomycota, Eurotiomycetes, Chaetothyriales, Herpotrichiellaceae. The record is from RefSeq and is a predicted model, not a curated record. The transcript has 2 exons. Bases 1 to 381 code for a protein of 126 amino acids.